Molecule: messenger RNA, 7012 nt
Organism: Oncorhynchus masou masou (cherry salmon)
Lineage: Eukaryota; Metazoa; Chordata; Actinopteri; Salmoniformes; Salmonidae
Product: histone-lysine N-methyltransferase 2D-like
Exons: 4
Coding region: 51-4547 (1498 amino acids)
Source: RefSeq, a predicted model, not a curated record
GCAGACCGUGAACGGCUAGUGCUUUGGUUUGUUUACGUCGUGAAUAUAAAAUGUCACAAUUACAGUUCUUGAAUGUGUUUAUCACCGAACGAUUAACAGCGGUAGCUAUGGAGAUAUCCGUUGUUCUUGAACAAAAUGUAGGCGAGUACCUGGAAGAAAUCUCCCGUUCAAAUGAGGAGAACAAACGUCUACAGAGCCUGUUGGAUUUGGUUUUCAACUCUGAAAUCAAGUUACACCACGAAGACUCCCAGCAGCUCUCUCUUCCUGUCUCUGAAGAGGAGGUUACACAUGAGCAGCAGCACUGUGAGCAGGAGAGGAGCCCCCGUCUGGGACAGGAGGACCCAGAGCCCACACAGAUUAAAGAGGAACAGGAGGAAGUCAGGACCAGUCAAGUGGAAGACCAGCCUCAAGGGCUGGAACCUGAUACCAAAGACAUCUUAAUCCCUGCCUGUGUGAAAAGUGACUAUGAACAGGACCCACCUCUGCCCUCACAUCUUGACCAAACCUUGGAGAACAGAGCUAGGGACUCUCUACCCACCAACACAACUGAACAGAUCAAAACAGAACCUGAUGGAGAGGAUUACAGCAUAUCAGAACCAACUAACGACUCUCAGCUCCUCUCUGAAGCCCAGGUAGAAAACAUAGACGAACAUGUUGAUGGGAUGGAGAGACCCAUUCCCCCUCCCUUCUCUCCAGACUCCCAGCAGCCCUCUCUCCCUGUCUCUAAAGAGGAGGUUCCCCCAGAGCAGCAGGAGAGAAGCCCCAGGCUGGGUCUGGAGGACCCAGAGCCCACAAAACAAGAGGAACUCUGGAUGAAUCAGGAGGAACAGCAGCUGGAAUCUGACAGCAGAGUAUCAGAACCAACCAGUGACUCCCAGCUCCUCUCUGCAGUAAAUCCAGACUGUUCUACAGCUCAGAGUGAAAACAGAGUAUCAGAACCAACCAGUGACUCUCAGCUCCUCUCUGCAGUAAAUCCAGACUGUUCUGCAGCUCAGAGUGAAAACAGAGUAUCAGAACCAACCAGUGACUCCCAGCUCCUCUCUGCAGUAAAUCCAGACUGUUCUGCAGCUCUGGGUGAAAACUUUGUAUCAGAACCAACCAGUGACUCUCAGCUCCUCUCUGCAGUAAAUCCAGACUGUUCUGCAGCUCUGGGUGAAAACAGAGUAUGUGUUGAUGGGGCAGUAGAGAUGCUUAUUCUUAUUCUCCUCCCUCCAGACUCCCAGCAGCUCUCUCUCCCUGUCUCUGAAGAGGAGGUUCCCCCUGAACAGCAGCACUGUGAGCAGGAGAGGAGCCCCCGUCAGGGGCAGGAGGACCCAGAGCCCACACAGAUUAAAGAGGAACAGGAGGAAGUCAGGACCAGUCAAGAGGAAGACCAGCCUCAAGAUCUGGAGUCUGAAAUCAGAGUAUUAGAACCAACCAGCCUCUGCAGAUUGUUUGAACCAACUUGUCUUUGCAAAGAAUUAGAAUCAAUGUCUGUAGCAAAUCCAGACUGUUCUGCAGCUAAGAGUGAAAAGAUAGAAGAAUAUGUUGAUGGGGUGGAGAGACCCAUUCUACCUUCCAACCCUCCAGAACUCCCUGUCUUUGAAGAGGAGGUUCCCCCUGAGCAGCAAGAGAGGAGCACCAGUCUGCAGCAGGAGGACCCAGAGCCCACAAAGGUUAAAGACAAACGGGAGGAAUUUGAGAUCAGGCAGGAGGAAGAGCAGCUUUACAUUGGGCUAUCAGAAUCAACAAGCCUUUGUAGAGUAUCAGAACCAACCCUCUCUGCAGCAAAUCCAGACUGUUCUGAAGCCCAGGUAGGAAACAUAGAAGAACAUGUUGAUGGGAUGGAGAGACCCAUUCCCCCUCCCUUCUCUCCAGACUCCCAGCAGCCCUCUCUCCCUGUCUCUAAAGAGGAGGUUCCCCCAGAGCAGCAGGAGAGAAGCCCCAGGCUGGGUCUGGAGGACCCAGAGCCCACAAAACAAGAGGAACUCUGGAUGAAUCAGGAGGAACAGCAGCUGGAAUCUGACAGCAGAGUAUCAGAACCAACCAGUGACUCUCAGCUCCUCUCUGCAGUAAAUCCAGACUGUUCUGCAGCUCAGAGUGAAAACAGAGUAUCAGAACCAACCAGUGACUCUCAGCUCCUCUCUGCAGUAAAUCCAGACUGUUCUGCAGCUCAGAGUGAAAACAGAGUAUCAGAACCAACCAGUGACUCUCAGCUCCUCUCUGCAGUAAAUCCAGACUGUUCUGCAGCUCAGAGUGAAAACAGAGUAUCAGAACCAACCAGUGACUCUCAGCUCCUCUCUGCAGUAAAUCCAGACUGUUCUGCAGCUCAGAGUGAAAACAGAGUAUCAGAACCAACCAGUGACUCUCAGCUCCUCUCUGCAGUAAAUCCAGACUGUUCUGCAGCUCUGGGUGAAAACAGAGUAUCAGAACCAACCAGUGACUCUCAGCUCCUCUCUGCAGUAAAUCCAGACUGUUCUGCAGCUCAGAGUGAAAACUUUGUAUCAGAACCAACCAGUGACUCCCAGCUCCUCUCUGCAGUAAAUCCAGACUGUUCUACAGCUCUGGGUGAAAACAGAGUAUCAGAACCAACCAGUGACUCUCAGCUCCUCUCUGCAGUAAAUCCAGACUGUUCUGCAGCUCUGGGUGAAAACUUUGUAUCAGAACCAACCAGUGACUCUCAGCUCCUCUCUGCAGUAAAUCCAGACUGUUCUACAGCUCAGAGUGAAAACGGUAAAGUUCAUCAGAGUCCCAGCACUUCUAAAGAACAAGAUUCUAGUAACGUGGAAUCAAAUGAAGCAUCUAGUUCCUCUACCUGGACUGAGGAAGUCAUCUCAGUAACAGACAGCCACUCUUCAGACAGUAGCUCCUGCACUAAAGAAGACUCUGAGGCACGGAAACCAGCAAAGAGAACAUGCCAUUCUAGUGGUGUGGUGAACGAACCAUCUGAUUUGUCCAACUUAUGUGAUGAAAACAACCCGGGGACUGAGAUCAGCCCUUCAGACGGCAACAAUGACAUGAACAUCCGAACACCCUCUGGGGCUCCUAGUCCAGCUAAGAGGAUAUGUCUGAGGGUGCAGAGGGCUUCACCAGAGGUUGUGUGCAGUAGGGUGACCACCCCAUCAGCAGCUCCAAGCUCCACACAUGUCAUACCAAUGUCUGUAACCCACAGUGGAAGGUCUAAGAAACAGGGUUGUCGGUACUGUGGAAAGGCUUAUGUUAAAAUCACGAGACCCCUGCGGAUUGUGCAUCGGGAUGCAGCCAAGGCCUUCAGCUUCGGAAAGAAGUCCGGGGAGAGAAAAGUGUCACGUCUUCUGAGUGAAAAGGGAAGCGUUGUGCGUGAUGCUGCCGUAGCAAGACGUGGGAGUGGAGAGAUGGCCUCCUGUUCCCGUCCCAAAGUGCCAGGAUCCACUCCAUGUUACACCCACUGCUUGCACAGUCAAGGUCUGUACAUCCGAAAGUCACUACGGAAGCAUGUCAGAUACUGCCCUCUGAACCCCAAAGCUGAAGAACCAAAACCUGGACCAAAGAGGAGGAUUCAGUCAGCAAUGGCGUUUAUGAUGCGUCCUCAACCCGACUACGUCAGCACAGGUCUUUGGAAGGUCGUUUGUGGUAUGAACUCCGGCCAAGUUUCAUUUGUGGUUAGAAAUGACAAAUGUAUCCUCCUUAUGGGAGAGGAGCUGUACAACAAACUACAGCCAGAUAACAGAAGAAACAAAUACAUUCAACAAAGAAUGAGAGAGGUGGCGAGACUCCUCAUCACGGCCAGGACGUGUACACCUCUGAUGUGCUUUGAGGACUUGGUCAUACCUAGUAAUUUACCUCACGUCAUCAUGGCAGUGAGAGCUGUUGCUGGCUACAACGAGGAGAACAAAACGUACGACCGUCCGACGCUGGCUGUUCAAAUGGGAUACAACUUAAUGAACAUUGGCAGCGCUGUGGAAUCCUGUGCACUGAGGUCAGGACGACGCGAAGUCGCGGAGUCUGCUGGCAAAUUCAAACGUUUCAAGUGGAAUGAGGUUGUUUUGGCUGGAGCGCUGACCACUCUCAGUGAACCCCAAAAUAAAUGUCCACAGCCGACCACUGUAACACAGGCGCCUGGCCAGCCGACCUGUCGCGCAGGCACCGAGCCGACCCGUCGCACAGGCACCGAGCCGACCCGUCGCACAGGCGCCGAGCCGACCCGUCGCACACGCACCCAGCCGACCCGUCGCACACGCACCCAGCCGACCGCAGUCGCACAGGUGCCUGGCCAGCCGACCCGACGCACACGCACCCAGCCAACCCAAAGAAACACUGUGAGAUUAAAGUGGAUCGUUGAUGAGGCAGCAGCAGCAGUAGAGAAACACAAGAUGCCGGUCAGAAAGAGUGGCCAAGUUCCUGGAAAGAGGGACUGCCUCAAAUGCCUCCAGUCAGAACCUGUGGCGCUCAAAAGCAGAAACUGGUCGGGCAUUAAGUUCUAUGUAAAUAGAGUCAAACGGAGACAGAGUGCUGCAGGGAAUUCAGAGGGCAGCACCCCUGACCUGGACUCAAACUCAGGUCCAGAGACUGGCAACCCAACACCUUAGCCAAACAAAAUGUUAUUGUUCUUUGACUCAAUAAUUGGUGCAUUCUGGGUGUGCUAUAAAGUUCAGACGUUAUGGGCAGAGUUAGAAAUCUGUCUGUCAGAGGUUUUACAAUGUAAGUUUACUUUGAAUCCGUCUGUAUGCAUGUUUCAAGACAUGGCAUAGUAGAUAACGUUAGAUAACCAAUGGGUUGGACAAUAUUAUUUUACUUAAAUACUGGAAGUCAACGUUAAGAGAAUGGAAGAAUCAAACAUUUUAUUAUUUAAUUGAAUACAAUCUUUCUACAGACAGAAACAACACAACGAUUUGAAGUCGUGGGAAAAUGUCCCCUUUUUUUAUAAACUUGUUUUUCAACCCCUGAGAAACACAGUUACUGAAGCGUCCCUGGAGCAGUUUAGUGGUUCUGUGCCUUGCUCAAGGGCACAACAGCAGGAGGCGGCAUCUAGGAUACCCGGAAGCCUACCAGAAUUGUUCCGUUCAGACUUGGGGAUUCAAACCAGUGACUUUCCAGUUGUAGAUCUGCCUCUAAGGACAUGAUCAAUGAAAUGUUACCUGGCUAAAACCAUUUACAACAACGACUACAUUACAAACUGUUUUCCUUAGCUCGCUGAAUAACCUAGUGUUGGACUACGGUUAGCAAAAUUCACAGGUUUUCCAGAAAUCCUGGUUGAAAUGUUCACUGAAUCAGAAGGGAUUUUAAGCAUGAAUCCUCCAUCCAGGAUUUCCGGAAUACCUGUGAGUUUCGGGAGAGAGAGCAGGAUUUCCAGGAAUACCUGUGAGUUUCGGGAGAGAGAGAGCAGGAUUUCCAGGAAUACCUGUGAGUUUCGGGAGAGAGAGAGCAGGAUUUCCAGGAAUACCUGUGAGUUUCGGGAGAGAGAGCAGGACUUCCAGGAAUACCUGUGAGUUUCGGGAGAGAGAGAGCAGGAUUUCCAGGAAUACCUGUGAGUUUCGGGAGAGAGAGAGCAGGACUUCCAGGAAUACCUGUGAGUUUCGGGAGAGAGAGCAGGAUUUCCAGGAAUACCUGUGAGUUUCGGAAGAGAGAGCAGGAUUUCCAGGAAUACCUGUGAGUUUCGGAAGAGAGAGCAGGAUUUCCAGGAAUACCUGUGAGUUUCGGGGGAGAGAGAGCAGGACUUCCAGGAAUACCUGUGAGUUUCGGGGGAGAGAGAGCAGGACUUCCAGGAAUACCUGUGAGUUUCGGGAGAGAGAGAGAGAGAGCAGGAUUUCCAGGAAUACCUGUGAGUUUCGGGAGAGAGAGAGAGAGAGCAGGAUUUCCAGGAAUACCUGUGAGUUUCGGGAGAGAGAGAGAGAGAGCAGGAUUUCCAGGAAUACCUGUGAGUUUCGGGAGAGAGAGCAGGAUUUCCAGGAAUACCUGUGAGUUUCGGAAGAGAGAGCAGGAUUUCCAGGAAUACCUGUGAGUUUCGGAAGAGAGAGCAGGAUUUCCAGGAAUACCUGUGAGUUUCGGGGGAGAGAGAGCAGGACUUCCAGGAAUACCUGUGAGUUUCGGGAGAGAGAGCAGGAUUUCCAGGAAUACCUGUGAGUUUCGGGAGAGAGAGCAGGAUUUCCAGGAAUACCUGUGAGUUUCGGGAGAGAGAGAGAGAGAGCAGGAUUUCCAGGAAUACCUGUGAGUUUCGGGGGAGAGAGCAGGAUUUCCAGGAAUACCUGUGAGUUUCGGGAGAGAGAGAGAGAGAGCAGGAUUUCCAGGAAUACCUGUGAGUUUCGGGGGAGAGAGCAGGAUUUUGCAACUCCAGUUGGGCUCUAUUAAAGUUACUAUUGAAUGAUCAUCAUCCUUGUGAAAUCUUUAUUGAUAGAACUAAAUACUGCUUCCUACAUGGACACUUUUAUGAUAGAAUUGGGCAGGACUCAAUCAUUUUGCCAUUAUAGAGAUAUAUAUUUUUGUAACAUCCCAAUUUAAUGUCUGGUGUAUGUCACAUUACUCAACAACUCCAUUUGGUGUCGACUUAGGGAGAUGGGCUUACAAUAUGUGCCAAUGUUACCCUAAAUUGCUUUGUUUGAUUCUCCACAACAGACAGACUACUUUUGUGUGUUUCCUCAUGGAUGCAUUGCCAUACACCUGAGAACAGUGGGAAAACACACUGCUACAAACAAAACAAGGGCUUCAUUCAAACAUGUCAAUUCAAGACAUGAUCAGUGUCGUUAUUAGAACACACAAAUACAGUCUCAGAUGUCUCUAAAACAUCUAGUUUAUGUAUGAAACCACUGUUGUAUAAUGAUCUGUCAUGUAUUAACUCAACUCUGUUGCAUUAUUUGAGACCAAGUAUUCGCAUCCCUUGACUUUUUUCCACGUUUUGUGUUAUAGCCUGAAUUUAAAAUAGAUUGAAUUGAGAUUUUUGUCACUGACCUACACACAAUAUCUCAUAAUGUCAAAGUGGAAUUUGUUUUUUAUUUUUUUAUUUGACAAAUUAGAUGACAUAUUUCUGUUUUUCAUUUUCAAUAAAUAUGCAAAUAUU